Dalotia coriaria is the source of this 2328-nucleotide messenger RNA. Its product is annotated as conserved oligomeric Golgi complex subunit 7-like. Bases 109 to 2271 code for a protein of 720 amino acids. Gene Ontology annotation, cellular component: COG complex. Gene Ontology annotation, biological process: intracellular protein transport; retrograde vesicle-mediated transport, Golgi to endoplasmic reticulum; Golgi organization. Lineage: Eukaryota; Metazoa; Arthropoda; Insecta; Coleoptera; Staphylinidae. The record is from RefSeq and is a predicted model, not a curated record. The transcript has 7 exons.
GUCAGAACAGUGCCAUGUAACAUUCGUAGAGGUUAUAUGUGUGUUCAUGUUUCAAAACAAGUGAAAAACGUCAUCAAAAGCCCAGAAAAACAUAAAAAUUAAUCAAAAAUGGAUAUCACUGCGUUUUCCGAUGAGAAUUUUGAUACUAAAACAUGGAUCAAUGAAAUAUUGAAGAAUAAUGCCGAUAUGGACAAGAAAGAAAAUUAUACAAUGUCUCUUGUGAUGAAACUGCAACUCUAUGUCCAACAAGUCAACAAUUCACUGGAGGAAACAAGUCAUAACAUUCUAGCAUCUAUGCCAAAGAUAAUUAGAGAUAGCAAGAGUCUACAACAAGAAGCAUUGGCUCUCAAGGAAAAAAUGGAGCAAGUUAGAGAAGAAAUCACGAAAAUCGAAGAAGAUACAGGGAAAUCCAUUAAUUCCAUCGAACAAUUGGAUAAAAUGAAAGCGAAACUCAUGGAUGCCAAGCAAGGACUGCAUGAGAGUGAUAACUGGACUGUUCUUGUUAAUGAUUUGGAGGAAGUUUUCGAUUCGAAAAACAUUCCGAAUAUUUCUGCGAAGCUUCUGGGUAUGCAACAGUCUUUAAAACUACUUGUGAAUAUUUCUGAUUACGAAGAUAGAAAACUCCAGCUGGAAGGAUUGAAAAACCGCCUGGAAGCAAUUGCAAGUCCUUCGAUUGUCCAAGCACUUUCAACUUGUGAUAUUGAAAAGUCUUUGUUGUAUGCAAGAACGUUUAAUUCAAUCGGACGCUUGCAACAGUUGUUGAAAUACUAUCAUAAAUGUCAAAAGGAUAUUUUGUUGAAGAAAUGGCGUGAACAACUUGACGAACAGGAAGAUUCAGUUGUGCAGUGGAUACACAACUUCUUUGUGUUGUUGAUUAGUAAUUGGCAUGCACAAUACAAGUGGUUCUCACAGGUUUUCCCUGAGGAAAACACUUGUGAUUGUUUGGUGGAUUUGUAUAUCGAUGUACUAGCUAGUUUGGAUCCUAUGAUGAAUGAAUGUCUUGAUGCUGCUUUAAAACAAACUUCUGAUAAGUUAUAUUUCCUUUUGGAAGUUAAGCAGAUGUUACAGCAGUUUGCGGGGAGUAUUGAUGAUGUUUUGAAGAAUAUUCAACCUAAUAUUUCUGGUGAGAAAUCAACACUUUUACGCCAAACAAUCUACAAUCCUUUGGUGCCAUACAUAAGUAAAUACUCUACUUAUGAACAAGGUCACCUUUCGCAUAAAUUAACAACAAUAAAUUGUAUUAAAGAAGAACUUCAAGAUACAAUCCAAGCAUUAGGCUUUUCUAUUACUCCUGUGAUGGAUAUAGCUCGAGAUGCGCAUAAAAGAUGUAAAAAUAUCACUGAAUAUUGUGGGUAUUGCGGUCUUCUGAUUGCUUUCCGGACGUUUUUUGUCACUUAUGGUGAUCAAUUCAGAGUUGCGCUGAGGCAGAUCGACAGACGCAAUGAAAAGAAAGAAGACUGGGCACGUUUUCAACUUUGUAUGUCCCUAUUACAAAACUGUGGUGAUGUUUUGAAUAAUUUACAAAUAUUCGAGAAGGAAUUGACUAAUGAGUUACUACAGCCAGGUAUCGGAGAUUAUAAACAGUUGUUUUUGAAUGGCGUGGAGAGAAAAGAGUUCGAAAGUUUGGUUAAGUGCGUUACUGAAGGUACCAGGUUAUCAUUAUUAGAUCAUGUGCUUGGAGAAUUUGGGAAAUUGUGUGCUGAUGUGCAUCAGACGACGUUUCAAGUUGUUUUCGGCCCGAUUUCGGUGCAUUUGGAUGUCGUACAGGGGAGUAAAACAUGGGCGCAGUUUACAGAUGGCGGAUAUCAACAAGAAUUACCGGAAUAUAGUUUAUCCCCACAGGAAUAUAUAACACAGAUUGGUCAGUAUCUAAUGACGUUGCCCCAACAUCUUGAACCGUUUCUAUUCCGUGAGAAUCCAUCUUUAAACUGUGCGUUAAAAGCUGCUGAUACUGAAUAUGCCAACACGGAUGAAGAAGGUGGCAUGGCCGACACGUUUCUUAAGAUUGUCGCUAGAGGGACUUGUCAAACGUACUGCGAUCGUAUUUUAAGUAUUCACGAGUUGUCCACGCCGGCAUGUAGGCAACUAGCACAUGAUAUUAGUUAUCUAGGCAGUGUUUUUGAAGAUUUGGGUCUUACACUCUCCGAUAAUCUUCAGCAGUUGAUGAAUUUAUUGAAAUUGUCUCCGGAAGCUUAUCAAACACAGAGUGCUGGGUGUUCACCGCGGUAUGUCGCCGCCAUUAGGCAAAUGCGGAACAUAACCUCCGGUUAAAUGGAGGUAUGGAGUAUUUAACUGUCACUUUUAAGCAAUAAAACUUUAAAAUUAUAA